Siniperca chuatsi (mandarin fish) is the source of this 3499-nucleotide messenger RNA. It is a transcript of the gene pygo2, whose product is annotated as pygopus homolog 2 (Drosophila). The transcript is spliced from 4 exons. NCBI's taxonomy places the organism in Eukaryota, Metazoa, Chordata, Actinopteri, Centrarchiformes, Sinipercidae. The record is from RefSeq and is a predicted model, not a curated record. Bases 151 to 1932 code for a protein of 593 amino acids.
GGCAAAAUUUGCGUUUUUGAAUGAAUUAUAGUUGAAUGGUGGAUCAACAAGCAUACACCGAGUGAGGACUGGUUUGCUGGCAAUGACACAACAGAGAGUUUCAAUUUAAAGGACAGCAGAGCAAGCAACGGAGAAAGGUCAUAUUAGCUAAUGGCUGCCGAAUCGGGGAGACUACUGGCGGGACAAGGAAAACGAAGCAAAGCUUCACAGAUGAAGAGCCCAGAGAAGAAGAAGGCAAGGAAAUCCACCUCUCAGGCGGCAGGGUUCUCCCACCUCACUGAGUUUGCACCCCCUCCUACCCCCAUGGUGGACCACCUGGUCGCCUCCAACCCCUUUGAUGAUGACUUUGGGCCCCCAUCCCGACCUAGUGGGGCAGGUGGACCAGGUAGUGCUCCAUUUCUUCCCAGCCCAGGUGCAGGUGGAGGAGGUGGGUAUGGAGGUGGAAGCAGAAUGGGUGGAGGCAUGGGCUUCAUGGGAGGACCAGGAGGACCAGGCGGCGGGCAGCCUGGACGGAGGCCACCGUUCGGCCCUCCAUCCAACGCUGGACCUCACCACCAGUUAGGCUUUGGAGGAAUGCCUGGCUUUGGAGGUGGCGGUGGGGGUGGCAGUGGGGGAGGAGGAGGAGGUGGUGGAUUCCCGCCAGGUGGCCCUUCUCAGUUCAAUAUGCCACCAAACUUCAGUCCACCAAUGCACCCCGGGCCAGGAUUCAAUCCCAUGUUGUCUCCAGGGGGUAUGGGAGGGCCCGGGGGAGGAGGGCCACCCCACCCUCGGUUUGGCAUGCCUCCACAGCAGCAGCACGGACAGGGUGGACACCCAUUCAACAGCCCACCAUUACCCGGUGGUGGAGGCCCCAGAGGGCCCCCACAUGGCCCCCUACCUCCCAUGGGAGGAGGCAUGGGUCCUGGGAUGAACAUCAUGGGUGGCAUGGGUGGUGGCCCUGGAGGCAACAUGGUGGGAGGGUUGCCAGGUAUGCCUCCUCAAGGACAGUUCCCUCCCUCACAGGAUGGCCCCUACCCUGGCCCCAGUCCGCCAGGACCAGGCAACGAGGAUGGAAAGAACUUUGGUGGAGGAGGGGCACCGCCUGGGCCUCAACAGCAGCAACAACAACAGCAGCAGCAACAGCUUAACCUAAAUCCCAAUGGCCCCCCUCCUAAUAAUACCACUCCUGGCCCUCCUCCUAACUCUGGCCCACCACAGCCAGGGGGAGGCUUUCCUGGCCACCCUGAAGUCCAGCAGCCCAAUGCCAAUACACCUGGUCAGCCUCCCUCAGCACCGCCCCAGCCUAACCCCAACUCCUCUCCUACUGGUCCCCUGAAUGGAUCAGGCCAGCCCCAGCAUCCACCACCCAGUCAGCUACAACCCCCCAGCAAUACAAACACCCCCAACUCUAACAACUCUACCCAGCAGCAGCAGCAACAAUCCACUCCACCUAACUCUGCCCCUGGCUCCACCCCUUACAACCAGCAGAACAACACUCCUGGUGCUGGUGGUCCCAUGCCAAAUGCGGCCUCCAAUUCAGGUCAGAACAACAUGACCAACAACAAUGGAGGCAACACUCCAGGCAGCAACCCCAACCCCCCCUCUAACUCCACUUCCACCCCGAACACCCAGUCUCCCCUGCCCCCUGGCCCUGCUGCCCCCUCGACUGGGCCUGGUUCUGGCCCUGGAAAACUCGGUGGCCCCGGGAUGGUCUUCCCUUGUGGCCUCUGUAUGGCAGAGGUGCAUGAUGAUCAGGACGCCAUCCUGUGCGAGGCGUCGUGCCAACGCUGGUUCCACCGUGACUGCACAGGCCUGACAGAGCCAGCAUACGGGCUGCUGACUCGAGAGAGCUCUGCUGUUUGGGCCUGUGACUUCUGCAUCAAGACCAAGGACAUCCAGGCUGUGUUUGUUCGCCAGGGAUUAGGCCAGCUGGUGGCAGCUAAUGAGAGCUGAGGAGUGGAUGACAAAGGAGCAGCGUGGAGGUGCAACGCGUAAGGACAAAUAAAGACAUUAUUUGCUCUGAUCUAAUUGAAUGACCUGUGUGUCAUUUCAGCUACUUGCCCGACUUUCUCUUGACUAGCCCUUUACUUGUUCACUAUACAGAGAAACACACUCAUUGACAUUCAUGCAUAUAUAUAUAUAUAUAUAUAUAUAUACGAGUGACUCUAGGCAAAUGCUUUUUCCUCCCCCCCCCCAAAGGAGUCAAAUCAUGAUGAAUGUUAAACUACACAGUCCUUCAGACAUCUAGCCUGCCAACCAGCAAAGCACUGACACCAACACACUACCUCACACACUUUGUGACUGACUGGCACUGACUGACUGUGAUUGACUCGCCACACUCAUGCACCACAUGAGUAUGAUGAUAUUUCAAACACACAUUCCCCUACUGUGUAUUGAUACAGUGACCCAACAUUAUUCUGAUUUUCACGGCUUUAAAUUAAAACAGACAUGAUAUGUCAAAUCUUUAAAAUUUAAAAAAUAGUGCCUGAAAAUCUAAAAUGGACUUUGCUUUCAUUCAUUCAUUGAUCUACAGCUUUAUUUGUCAUCAAAAUGCUUCAUUCUAGCACUGCCCUAUCACAUUGUUAGCCUUUUUACUGCAAGAAAGUGAAAUAAAAUGGAAAAAUACAUCAGUAUAUUGCAGUGUAAAAUCUCAAGCAUAUUGUGAAACAAAUAAUUGUGGAAAAAUAUAAAUUUUUAAGUUAUUUUGUCAAUUCCCACACACAUACACACACUUUGACCCUGUAGUUGUAUCUGUCAUUUUGUACCCAGUGCUGAUUAAUCCAAAGGAGACCCGGGCUGAGAUUUCAUCCACACCUCACAGAGGAUUUUACCACCAAAAUAGUUGUAAAUAUUAGGACAAAACAUUUGUCUAGAACUCCCAUCAGUUGUGAACAUGCCAGAGAGUUGACCAAUGAACAAAAUGAUAAGUUGAAUUUAUGUGUCUUGGUUGUAUACAGUAUGACGUUUUGGUUUUUAUACAGUACAUUUGAGUCAACAGUUUCUUUUUAUCUCUGCAGUACACAUGAAUUGUGAAAUCAGUGCUUUUGGAUGGUGUUGGCAUAGCAAGUAGUGACAUCAUGUCAUAUCAGAUGUGCAUAGUCCUUUUUUUUUUUUUUUUUUUUUUUUGGUUUUUAAAGAGGGGAGGGGGGUUGCAUGUGAACCAAUGCAGUAACUGUCUGAUCUGUUUAUGUUUAUAUUCUGGCCUCUGCACUGCAAGAGGCCUUGAAGUAGACCAAAUAACUUAAGAGCGAAAAAUACCCAUUUUUCACACUUCUGUCACGGUAUAAGGUGUUUAUAACUAUUCUUCCUUCUCUCUUUCCUUAUUUUUCUUUAUUCAAUGUCCGAGCUGCCUUUCUUUUCUUGCUCUCAGCUAUUCCUUUUUGAUUUUGUACUGUUAUUUGUGCUGUGCUCUUGCUCUGCUCUGGCGCCUCCUUAUGGAACCUGGAGGAACCAGUGAGUCCCACACCAGGUGGGGAAGGGAAAGGUACUGAACUCUGAAGUAAAGACAGAUUUUUUUGUA